Linum trigynum is the source of this 1767-nucleotide messenger RNA. Lineage: Eukaryota; Viridiplantae; Streptophyta; Magnoliopsida; Malpighiales; Linaceae. The record is from the annotation of a GenBank genome assembly.
GCUGUCUUUCUCUGUUUCUUUUCUUCCAAGCUCACCUAUUAGACAUUCCUCUAAUCUCCAUCUUUCCGCUUCUCGUCGUCUUGAUUCUCUGUUAUCUCCCCUCCUUCCUUCUGUCUGUGGUUUGUGGCCAACAGGAAUGAUCUUCGGUUCGCGCUCGAGGGAGAAAAGUUUAUAGCUUUUGAUUCAUCUCUUGAAAAGCUGGGUCUGGCUCUUCUUCAAGGAAAUGCGACUUUGGGUCAUGCAGCCAAGAACAACCGAUUGUUAGCAGCUAUCGAGCGUAACUGGAUUGUUUCUGAACGAUGUGUUGUUUCGAAUGCGAUCCACUUUCGAUACUGAUGAUGUUCCAAUACUCGAAUUCUUGAUGAACACUCAAAUGGUUUGCAGAGCUCUGGUAACCACGUCCACCAAUGGUUUCAUGAAGCUGUGAGAUCGAAUCCUACACAAUCUAAAUGACGAGGCUAUCAGAGCAUCACACGCCGCACCUUAAACUACUAAGUACUAAACAUCACGAGCAUUUAGCUUCUUUUUUCCCAACAACUGGCAUUCCUCUCUCUCUGGUUUAGUUCAUGGACACUACUCUAAUCCGGAUAACGUCCUCAUUUCUGCCCAAGCAUCGUCCCAAUUCGGUCUCUCGAUCCUCACUAUGCUCCCGCAGUUGGAUCAACUCGAAUAGGAUGCUGCUUUACCACAAUUACUCCAGCGCCAGUUUCACGGUGGCGGGAACCGGCAGCGGAGGAGGAGAGGAGCCGGUGGCUUUGGACGAGUCGGCGUACGAGGCGGAGAGGUUGCGGCUGGACGCGCUGGCGCGGAAGUCGAUGGCCGAAGCUUCGGCGAGGGAGAUGAUGGAAGCCGACGGCGGCGGUGAGGCGGAGGAUCCGAAAGCUUGGAAGUGGAUAAUCCGGAAGCGGGUCUGGGAUUUGAUGGAAGCCCGGAACUUCGCUCAGAAUCCCCGACCCGUUCAUCACCGGAUCCCCAAUUUCGUCGGAGCUUCGACGGCCGCUCAAAAGUUGGGCGAGUUAGAAGAGUUCCAAAGGGCGAGUUGUGUGAAGGUAAACCCAGAUUCACCUCAGAAGCAAGUCAGGUUCCUAACCCUUUCUGAUGGGAAGAAGCUGCUAACUCCUCAACCUCGGCUGAGAACCGGGUUCUUCUCGGUGCUGGAUCCUGACUCCAACACCAGGUUGAAUCCCAGUACUAUACUCGAGGCUUGUACGUCCGUUGGAGCUGCGAAAUACGGUAGGCCGAUUGGGCUGGACGAGAAGAUCAAGGUGGAUCUUAUCGUCAUUGGUUCGGUUGCUGUUGAUCCCACCAGCGGGGCUCGACUUGGCAAGGGCGAGGGAUUUGCAGAGCUUGAGUAUGGAAUGCUGCGAUAUAUGGGGGCCAUUGAUGACUCUACGCCGGUUGUCACUUCAGUGCACGAUUGCCAAUUGGUCGACGAUAUCCCAGUAGACAAACUGCUGAUCCACGAUGUCCCUGUCGACAUUAUAUGCACGCCAACACGAGUCAUAUUCACAAACACCGGCAUCCCAAAGCCUCAAGGGAUCUACUGGGAUAAAUUGUCUCCAGAGAAACUCGGCCAAGUUCGGAUACUCAGAGAGCUCAAGAGACGAAUCGAGAAGGAAACUGGACACAAACUUCCUACUGGACCAUCAGAGAAACUACCCCCUACUGCUCAGCGGAAGAAACGCAGAUAAGAGUUCUGUAAUGAAGCCAUUUCUUACUCCAGCUUAUAGCGACACUCCUGGUGUAUAAUGAAAUGAAGAAAUUUGG